This is a messenger RNA of Colletotrichum karsti, 1182 nucleotides long. Its product is annotated as C6 zinc finger protein. The transcript has 5 exons. Bases 1 to 1182 code for a protein of 393 amino acids. Gene Ontology annotation, biological process: regulation of transcription by RNA polymerase II. Gene Ontology annotation, molecular function: DNA-binding transcription activator activity, RNA polymerase II-specific. The record is from RefSeq and is a predicted model, not a curated record. NCBI's taxonomy places the organism in Eukaryota, Fungi, Ascomycota, Sordariomycetes, Glomerellales, Glomerellaceae.
AUGGAAGCUGCUCAAUCGGCGACCCUGCUACCUCCUAUCUUCAGCCUUGAUGAGUACGAUUUUGGACCGGUCUUCCCUGACGAGGACCUGCUUCUCGGAGACGCAAUGCCAAGAGACGCGCCCAUCUUGCGGUCAUUGUGUCAAGACUGGCCUGAAGUGCGAGUAUCCAAGCACUCCGACCAUCAUCCAUCAGAGCAGCCUCAUCACCAAGUUCCCCUAUUCAGUUUGCAGGACAUGCGCUUCUUCCAGCACUUCAUGCUCCAAUGCUAUCCCCACCAGCCCCUAGGAAACGAGAACAUCUGGACUCACGAGAUACCAUGUCUUUCUCAGAGCCACGAAUUCCUCAUGCACGCCAUCUUAGGCAUGGCAGCCUGCGAUCUGAUGAACACAGACCCGUCCCUGCUAGCCUUCGCGAUGGCGCACCGCGUAAAAGCCAUCAAAGCAAUCAAGAAGUCCCUCGCCGACCUCCCAAAGACCGGCACUACGACGGAGCACGCCAACGCGCUCGUCGCCACGUGCUUUGCACUGACCUUCCAGUCCGUCACGUUCGAGGACGGCAUGGCCGAGUUCAUGACGUUCAUCAGAGGCAUUCUCAUCGUCGGCGCGCAGAUGAUGUGCAAAGGCAUCAAGCCUGUGUUCGUCAACAUGUUUGAUGAGGACUCCAAGGCCAUAUUGGAGCCCAAGAUGGCCAACUUGCCAUUGGUGAAGACGGAGUGGGCUGAUUCUGCGGUCGAGGCCAUCGGUGGGCUGAGGCACCUCUGUCGGCACGAAGUAGAGAUCGAGUAUUACGAAUUCAUCUAUGAGAUGGCUUCGAAACUGCACACGUCAUCCUGGGAAGCCUACCGAGCCAUCUCGAAACACUACGGCUGGUGGAUCCAGAUGCCUCACGAAAAGUUCCAGCGCGUGAUUGACAUGUCGAACCAGACGAUGAUCUUGUUGGCGACGCACUGGAUCGCGGUGCAGCAGAUCAUGGUGUCCAUCACGCGUGUCGAGCACGAGUGCCGCGAGAAGGCGCCGCAACAGGAGAGCCCGGUGGACGUGGGGAUGCUUCGCUGGCUAAAGUACUCGAACAAGCAGAUCGACCACGAGCACUUGAUCUACAACCAGUGGCCGCUGUGGGUGGAGGAUCGGCUGGACUAUGAUGUCUCUUUCUUCGGGAAGCGAUGGAGCCCAUGGAGCUAG